Messenger RNA from Filobasidium floriforme, 2478 nucleotides. RefSeq lists its product as uncharacterized. The record is from RefSeq and is a predicted model, not a curated record. The transcript is spliced from 11 exons. Bases 1 to 2478 code for a protein of 825 amino acids. NCBI's taxonomy places the organism in Eukaryota, Fungi, Basidiomycota, Tremellomycetes, Filobasidiales, Filobasidiaceae.
AUGCUUACCACCAGACUGGAAAAUCGCCUCAAACGCCCCGGACCGUCCAGAUACAAGGCAGCCUCUCAGGGGUCAUCCGCAGACGACACAAGCGACACUGCUGCGACGUGUCCAACGAUAAACUCUAUUGGUUCCAAUAACGUCGGAACGAUCCCUCCUACUCCUCUUCCAAGCUAUAUUGGGCCGAUUGCGCAGGACUUUGCCAAAACGGACGGCCCCUUUGAGAUGUACAGCAAUGUGUCGUCUCAGGAUCCUCUUUACAAAUCUUUGUGGCGUCAUUCUGCCUUGGAUACUGCUGGAAGCAGCGUCCUCUCAAUGGGCAGCCAUCAGCUAAACAAGGAUGAAACUUCAGUUAGCGUUCAAGGAGAAUCACGCUCUGACGCCGAGUCUCUCGCUUUGCCACACUCUGGUAAACUGUCCAAACGUUCUCAGCGAUAUCUGGAGGAUGUAGCAAGGGGUUCAGUCUUGGCAGUCUACAAGGAAUCAAAAGAAAAAGGCAAACACGAGAUAUUACAGUGGUUCUCCCCAGCCUACCGCCACGUGAUUUUUCAGAUGCAGAUAUGCAUUUCUCUCGACCCACCGCGUGUAGAGAGUUGUAGGGACAAAGACGGAAACGAAGAAUUCAUCUCCACGUACUGCCACGAUGUCUACAUGUCGCCUGUGUCUCGGGAGGAAAUGUACAAACCUCUUGCUCGGGAUACUUGGGUUACGACGGCUGUAUGCCCAGUGGAAGGAAAGGAUGUCAAGGACCCCAUUCCCCAUGCCAGUUGGCAAGACGUUUGGAUCAGCGAUACAUGCCCCCAACGUUCUUCGAGAUUUCGACAAUCACAGCAAGAUGACAGCGCGUCUCGUCAUCAAAAGGAGAUGGUCAUACAUCUCCAUCCUAUUGAGCUCCGGCAUUGGCUGUUGACUUUCUGUUUCGAGCUAGAUUUCCUCGCCGGACCAUAUGAUCUUAAACGCUCCAAGUCUGAUGGAGAUCUAUUCGAGACAUCGCCUCCCAGCCUGUCUGCCGAAGCUGCUGAGAAUAGGGACGUGCGCUCCGGUGCCGACACCUCUUCCGUUCAAUCCGAUGAUAAGACACACAUCUCCAUCACCGAAGCCGGCUCAAAUGCAGGAAGAUAUCGGGAACGAUCGAGUGGUCACAGGCCUGACAGCCAACGUGAUUCCUUGCUCGACGAGGCUGCAUCUGUCUCUUCACAGCUUGUCGAUACUGAGGAGCCCCCCACUAGGGACUUUGUCGAGUUGUUAUGCAAGGUGAUCCGUUCACUCUUCUUGUCGGCCAAGAAGACUGACGAUUUACAGCGCGUUGCGCAAUGGUUUUCACCAGCGUCGGCCGGGACGGUGUUCAGGAUGGAUAUACCCUACGCCGCGGAGGGUGACGAGUUCUACGAGAUUCUGUUGGCUCCUGUGCCUGACGAUGACAAGGAUACGCCCCUCGGGCCAGAUGACUACGUGGCCGAAUUUAACCUGAAAAACACGCCGCUCCGUGCUUCGAUACCCCACAUCGGGUCAUACUUGGUGAAUAGACACGAAGAUACAGCGGUACGACGCUUGCAGAACGGAUUGAUGAUCAUCUGGGAGACGCCUAUCGAACGGGACUGGUUGAUCGACCUAGUGGAAGAGCAAAUCUGGACCGCGGUUACUGUUGUGAUAGUCGUGGCCUCUAGCAAAGGCGCGCCGUCAUUUGUCUCGCCCUUUGAAGUUAGCGAUACGGACGUAGUGAAAGGGAUCAACAGGAUAGUCCCGAAAAGUCGGAAGAAGGAUUCGAAACAGGGCCAUCCCGACUCUGAAGAUCUUCAGGAACAUUCCCCCGAUACGGUGUCAGCAGUAACGCCUGCGUCAUCUACCGAUUUCACGGACUCAACCCUGACCGGAGCAUCUACGUUCGAACUACCCGCAUCGUCAACUUUGCCCCCCACCACGCAAGCGCCUCCAAAUACAGAAGAGAGAAGCAUGUACAGGCAGUACCCGUAUACUCUGGACUCUGCCCUCGGCAUUCUAUCCAUUGAUGGGGCCACUGUACCUGAUUCUGCCUACCAGGCUCUGGGGUACGCCCAAAAUCCCGUUGGUCCUAUUAGUGAACCGGACAAGGGCGAUGAUGUCCUUGAACCGGUCACCGAGACAACAACUUCCAAGCCGUUAUCUCAAGGUAUGGAGGACGUUUUGCUGAACACAAUCCGUACACUUUACUCAGCACGGGAUCGGGACGAGGGUCUACGAGACUGGAUGUCGGUUCCAUCUGAGAUUCCGCUUCAAUUGGUGCUAAAGUUUCCAGCACAAGGACAGCCGGAAACUUUCGGUUACAUUGGACAAGGACCCGCAGGAGAUCCACCUGCUUACGUUCCACUUCCAAUUUUGGUAUACCAAGCGCACGAAAGCUCGCAGAUGCAUGAGGUGCUCGUGAAGGGAGACGCAGUGUACAAGCUAUCAGAGAAUCCUAUUGUUCUUCCUACGCGCCUAUUGUUCUCAGAACAAUAG